AUGUGCCUGAGAAAAAGGCUCCUGUUUAACUGCUUGGGGAGGGGAAAGAUGGUCCUGCUGGUGAAUGUGAAGAGAAGGAGUGCAACCCGCGUGAGCAACUGCUACUUGAACGGUUUGGUUUACACGCGGGAGGAGGACAUAUACCGGAUAAACCAGGUGGGGCGGGCCGCGGGGAAGCCCAGCGUGGGGGAAGCGGCCAGUAGGUCGGUCGAUGGGUCAGCAGAUGUUGCAACUGUUGGGUCAACCGACGUGUCGAACGAGGCGAGCAUCAUCUCGAACAGCCUGUUGGACAGCCCCGCGGAUGAGCGCAGCGGCGCGGAAGGGGGGAACAACUGCACGAUGCCCCGCACCCAGUUCGAGCCAUCCGACUACGAAUUGCAGAUGUAUAAGAACAAGUGGAAUAUCCCCAUUUAUUGGGUAAAAAAAUUGGAGAGGCUAAAAAAUAUCAACGCCAUUAAUUGUGUGGAGCAUCUGAAGGAUGAUAAUUUGCUCUACUUUGAUAAUUACAAAAAUAAGGGGUUGCUGAAAUUUUUAAAUGAAGAAAAAAAGAAGCACAGCAAUUGCAUAAUUCUGGUUAGGGUUGGAGAUUUUUAUGAGACAUAUGGGCUGGACUGCAUAUUCCUAAUCGAAUUUUUGAAUAUAAAAAAAAUGAGCAACAAAUUGUCAUGUGGGUUUAUAAAAACGAGCAUUAAUAAAGCUCUUCAUAUCCUCACUAGCAACAAUUUAAAUAUCUGCGUGUAUGAGGAGAUGAAUGAGAAAUCUUUGAAGAUGAAGAGGAGGUACCUUUCUCAAAUCGUAACCCCGGAGUUUCCCAUUUACCUGAACAACAUACAGUACUGCCAGGGGGAGAGCAACAACAUGGUUGAGUCGGCAGACAAAGGGAGCAACCUCUUUUUCCAAUCGUACGACUUGGAGGACCACUUCGUGGUGAAGGAAAUCGUGUGCAUUUACAUCGAAAGUAAGAACGUUUUUUCGCUGUGCAAAAUUAACCUCAGCUUGAAGACGAUUUCUAUUUUUGACCACAUAAGCUUCGACGUCCUCAAUGUAUAUUUGAAGAACACGCAUUUUUUAAAGGCGUACAUCCAUCAGCACCAGAACUCCAGCUUCACCAGCAAGAUUACGCAGCUGUUUCGGGUGGAGAAUUACUACCUGUUUAGCAACUUCCCGAGCAGCCUGCGCUUCCACCUGUUCGUUUUGGACAAGCUCAAGCGGCAGAUAAACGUGGGCGGCCUCUUCAGGCUCAUUCGGAACAAGAGUGUGUUCCGCGUGGGGGGAGUUAGCGGUAGUGGUAGCGCCGUAAGGGGUGAUAACGGUAGCGGUAGCGGUGUGAGGAGUGAUAGCGGUAGCACCGUAAGGGGUGACAGCAACCUGGGGGAUGACAGCUAUGCGAGGAGUGACGGCGGCCCCUCCGCGGCGGACUCCUCUGCGCGCACGUACUACUCGUAUUGCACCCCGCUGAACAUCUUCACGAGCUACAACAUGGGGGUGUACAAGCAGAGCCACUGCUACGAAAACAGAAGCAGCUACCUCUUCUACAACAUCGUGGACGUAGACAACCGGGACUCGAACAGCAUCAACAUCAGCGAGUCGAUGGAGUUCUUCAAAAACAUUUUCCUUUUCUACCCCCCCUUCGAGGUGACCAAACAUAUAAGGUACAUAAACGAGUACAUCCAGCGGAACCAGCAAAACUUAAUCAUCCCCAACGUUAGGCCCUUUAGAAACAGCAUCAUUGUCACUCUACUGUCUAACCUAAAAGCAGACCAUGCCACUUUGAGGAAGAUAUAUACCAAUGUGCAGGCCGUCCACAAGUGCAUGGACCGAUUCGAGUACCCCCUGCUGACGUCCAUUUUCCGAGUGAUGAAUCACCAGAACAGCUUCAAUCUAAACGUUGUAAAGUUUUACCAUUUGCUGAAGAGCAUAGAAAAUAUUUUGGCGGCCAAUUUGGAAUUCCACCCCUCCACUUUUUCCUACCGGUCUGAACUCCCCGCCUUUAACGAAUUCGUUUUUUACCACGAAAGUGAGGUGCACAAUUUGGUUAACGAGAAUUUGCUCAGCCAGCAGAAUGAGGAGGUGGCAGCGGCGAGGGGGGAUCUAUUCGAAGCCGUCCUUGGUGACUACGCCGAUGCGGAUGCAAAUGCGGAUGGUGGUGCGGGUGAUGGUGCGGGUGAUGGACAUACGGGGGAGGGGAAAAAGUACAACUUGGAGGGCCUGCAAAAAAGCAUCAAAGUGGACAACACGAAUGACGUUAUUGGGGUAAAGAGGAAGAAGAAGAAUUGCCAGUCUGCUCAUUUCUUUCACCCGCUGAAUAAAAAAUCGGACGUGAUGAAAAACGUCUAUGUGACUGAACAUGUGCAGAGGAGAGUCAGGAGCUACCUCUCCGCCAUCGACCGGAAGAGGCGCCGAAUCAACGACAUUAUUCGCGGCGUAAAUGUGCAGCUCUCCUCCUCCGUGCAUAUCCUCUCCUUCGCGUCUAACUUUCUGCAGAUUGUGCAGGCCCUCUACAACCACACGAUUAACAGCAUCAAGCGCAAGUGGAGCCUGCCCAUCUGCAAGCACCUAGCCGUGACGUACGCACAGCGGACCUUCGACAACAUGGAGGAGAAGCUGCACUACAUGCAGAGGUGCCUCUACGACGAGGAGGAAAACACAUCGGGGGGGAACACCCCAGGUGGAAGGAGCGAUCCUUUGGGCCAUCCAGAUGGAAGGAGCGAUCCUUUGGGCCAUCCAGAUGGAAGGAGCGACCCUUCGGACCAUCCACAUGGAAGGAGCGAUCCUGUGGGCCACCCAGAUGGGGAGCCCUUUAUCCAACUGAGCGAAGAGGAGGAGAAGCAAAUUUCACAAAAUGUAGACCCUGACUCAGUCGGAGAGGUAAAAAAAAUUUAUAAAAAAAAAAAUUACAUGAAUGAUAAUUUGACGUAUAUUUUAGGGGCCAAGCCGUACAACAUGAGUAAAGACAACUUAGUCAAAUACGAUAUUUUUUUAAAAAAGAAAAAGUUCAUUUUGCUGACUGGCAAAAAUAUGAGUGGGAAGACAACUCUGUCGUUUACGUUGCUGUGCAUCCUUUUUCUGGCCAACCUGGGCAUGUACGCGCCCUGCGAGGAGAAGAGCAUCGUUUCCAAGUUCCGCGAAUUCUACAGCUUGAAAAAUGUAAACUACCAAGAGCAGAUCGAGAAUAUGUCCCUCUUCAGGGAGCAGACCUACUACAUCAAUUCUAUAAUCGAGGAGAUAAAGGAAAACUGCCCCUUCUCCAGGCAGUCCUCGCGCGAUGGGGAAAUUUUCAUUCUGUUCGACGAGCCCUGCAUCGCGACGACGCCGGUUGACAACGCGGUGAUCAUCAGCGCGCUGUCGGACUACCUCCAAAACUACUGCGGAAUAAUAAUCACACACAACUACGACUUGCUGAGGAAAAUUUGCCUGAACGAAAAUGUCGUUUUUAAAAAAAUAAAUGAAAGAAUAAACUACUUGGCCACACAGACGUACGAGCAAAGGGCCACGCUGGAAAAUGGCGUUUGCAAAAAUAGCGAAGCGUUGGAAACGUGUAGACACACCAAGGUUGAUGGCAAGCUGCUGGACCUCUUAACCUUCUACCAACAGAAGUACAAACUGAUACAUAACUUAAGUGACGCCCUGUAUUACAAAUUUGUGGAGUACGUGAAAGGUAAAGAAGGACGGGGUGGAAAAGAAAGAAUGAACGAUUUUUUUGAACAUUGCUUGAAUGGCCCUUCGGAGGAAGGGAGAACACACAGGGGGGACGCUUCCGGGGGAGAGAAAGCGAUGGAUACAUUGGAGGGAGGCAGGUGGAAAAAUGUGACGCACUGUUUGGAAUUUUUGCGGAGAGGAGACCCCGAGGGGGGAGCUGCCAAACGGGGGGAUAAUUCAAAUGUGAGGGGGGAAGAGCCACAUGUUGGAGGCUUCCCCAACUGCAGUGACGAUCAAAACUUGGGGAGCGGCACUCUGGACGCGGAAGUGGUCCGCGAGCAGAUCCGCCAAAUGCAGGAAAAGGAACUUACCGUGGCGAUGGAACAAAUCGAAGAGGCAGUCAAAAGAAAGGUGUUUAAAAUUGCAAUGAAUGAGGAUGUCCCCAUUUUUUUUAAAAACAAAAGCGUUGUUUACAUUUUGUGCAUUUUCGCGAAAGAAAAAAAAAAGCCAUAUUUUUACAUUGGCAUAAGCGACAACAUUUCCGAGAGGUUGAAAUGCCACACGAGGAAUUUAUUAAACAAUAAAAAUCUUUUAAAAAAUGAAAAGAAAAAUAGCAUACUGAAUUAUAAAUUUGACAUGGACUCCUUCUACACACUUUUGUUUCACGUGGAAAACAAAAUGUUCGCCUCUAAGUACGAGCGCGAGUUAUCGGAUUUGCUGAAGGGCGGAUAUGACAUCUUGUCCAAGUGAUGGCGCACAGAAGUGUAGUCACGGCCGCGGCAAAUGCCAAUGCCAAUGCACCCUUUACUUUGAGGAAGACUUUUUCCCGCAGAGUGAAGGCCAAAAUUGGAUGGAACAACUCCUGCGGAGUUCCCCUAUUCGGGGGAUGUCCUCACUUGUAUGCCCCCCACUAGAGGUAGUAAAUCUCCGAAACGAAGUGGGAACACUCACUGUCGUGGCAUUUCUGCACGAACAAAUUUUUGAGGUGGUUAAAAACAACGUAUAUGUGAUUCGAUUUGUGUGCGCGGUUUUUAUUUUUACAAAAUUUGUUUUCCCUGAAAUGGAGAAUGUACUCUUCCGCGUUGCAUGUGAUGGAAUAUAUAAAAUAUUUUAUGAGCAAGAGGAGGGAGGAAUUUUUUUCAUUUUUCAUCUGUGUGCAUUUUGUAUAUUCAUCC
Molecule: messenger RNA, 4814 nt
Organism: Plasmodium vivax (malaria parasite P. vivax)
Lineage: Eukaryota; Apicomplexa; Aconoidasida; Haemosporida; Plasmodiidae
Exons: 4
Coding region: 1-4389 (1462 amino acids)
Biological process (GO): mismatch repair
Cellular component (GO): nucleus
Molecular function (GO): ATP binding; mismatched DNA binding; ATP-dependent DNA damage sensor activity
Source: RefSeq, a predicted model, not a curated record